Messenger RNA from Schistosoma spindalis, 2249 nucleotides. NCBI's taxonomy places the organism in Eukaryota, Metazoa, Platyhelminthes, Trematoda, Strigeidida, Schistosomatidae. The record is from the annotation of a GenBank genome assembly.
AGUGGACGAUACCCCUGAAGCGCUGCCGUUAUGGCUGAUGCUUCACAUGUACAGUUUACUGACAAGUAUGGACAAGCUCAUAUAACUUUGGAGUCACUCCUUGAUUCCACAGGUCUCAUACCUCAUUCGUGUCUCCAUGAAUCAGUCAAUAAUUCACUAACAGAUAUGAAUUCUGUUCCUAUUAUGAAAUGUUCCGUACCUCUCAACUACUAUUCUAACCAAAUUUUGUAUGCUUCGGAACAAAUAUCAACUGAAUUAAGUGAAAGUUCUUGUGUCACUGAGUCUCAAAGACAAGCAUUAUUACUAGAUGUUUGCUUCGAACUCCUUAACCUUCUCAAGGAACAAGAUGUUAAUGGCUAUUUUCUUUACCCACUACCACACCUCAAACCUUCAUGUCCAUUUGGAUUACUGGACAUAGAAAAACAACUUUUCCAGAAAUACUACAAAAGCCUGUCUGAGUUUCAAAAAGAUGUUUCUGAACUACUCAAUAGCGCUCUUCAAUAUUAUCAAAUUGAAUCAAUGGCUCAUAAUGAAGCGCAACGUUUGCUAAAUCUAACCACCGAUUGGUUUAAUUCACUAAAUGCAAAUUAUGUCGCUAUUUUAAAUCGUUCACCAGACGGUGGAGUGACAGUUGAUAGAAACUCGCAAGUCACAACAUCGGAUAAUAAUGACAUUAUAUCUAAGGAGACCUAUUUAAACAUUUUAAAUCCAGAUAAUAAUGGUAUUAUCAGUAAAACAGAACGGGUUCAAAGUAUUGGGGACGAGGCAGGUCACUUGUAUUCAGGUUCGUAUUUACUUCCUAAUGGUGGCUACCGAGAAGAUCGACGCAAUAAAAUUAUACCGUACACAUAUUUAGACUAUGGCUCUUAUUAUUCAUUUGCCCCAGUUUACGACAGUGGGGCUUCUCAUUGCACUCCAGAGUCAAAUCAAUUGUUGUUGGGAACCACAUGGCUACCGGCACGUACUCCAUUUGUACUUGGCAGCUGUUCGUCCAAUAGUUUUGAUUCAUAUAGUUGUGCAAAUGGUUUCGAGAUCACAGAUGAAAUAAUAUCAACUGUCUUGGAAAUGGGGGAUCAACAGUUAGCUGUCUCUCUUGCGGUUGCAGGAAGUGAACAACGUGCGAUAGCCCAAUUAUCAUCUGAAUUAGAAGAUAUUAUUCCUGGUCCUGAUGUACCUGAUGAGUUUGUAUUUAGUAUGUGUUUAGCUAAUGCAUUUACACGCGACCUUAUUAAAAAGGAAGAGAAACUGUCUGCUCUUGAUUCCUUAGAUCCGUGUUCAGAAGUUAAUUCUGAUGAAAAAAGUAUCAAAUCUACAGGUGUCAACAACUCUCCUGCUGCAUACGACUUAGAUUCUGCUACUUUUCAUAACCCCAUGGAUUCAAGUGUACGUUUGCAGUCUGAAGAACAAAGUAUUGCUGACGAUGCUAAGCAAUUGAGUACAGAACUAGUUGAAUCUGCCCAAGAUUUAAAUGCACUUUAUUGCUCACAAUAUUUGAGACUUGGUGACACUUCUCAGGCUGCAAAUCUAGGCUCGACACUGCGACCAACUCCAAAUGAAAUGUCUAUCGCCCAUAGACUUACCGAAAAGCUGAUUAAGCUGACGAAACAUGCUCGUCCAGGGGAUCUCAUCCAUCCAUAUACGGUAAGAAAAGCGAUGGGUUUAAAUCCAGAUGAGUAUUUUUUACCGGAACAUUUAAUUUCAAGUGAUAAUUUUGUGAAUAGCGCGUAAAUGUAAAUAUAUAAACAUAAAUGUAGAUAUAUUUAUCUUGUAAUUUAAGUUGUUAGUUUGUUUGAUUGUUCUAAUUUCAUCAAUUUAUUGUGUAUUAAGAUAAAACAAAACUUUUUCCAUUUAUUCGAGUUCACAAAAAUAAGUCUUUAUCUCUUUCAAGUAGUCAUAUAAUAUGAAUGAAUGUUGUGCAAAAGUGUUGUUCUCAAUCAGUAUUUCCACUUUUUUUCCAAAACUUUGCUUAUUUUUAAAAUAGGAAUUGUAUAUCCCAUAAAUAUACUCUGAAUUACUGUAUAUAAAUCAUUUCUACAACUUCGUUUCUUUUUCAAUUUCUAAUAAAUUACAGUUAUAAUAUAAAAUUUUUUUGUGCAUUUUUUUUUCAUUUGAAAAUGGAAAAAAAAUUCUACCAAGUCUGUUCGUCUGGUAAACAAUGUUAUGCUCUGUUUUGAUGGUUUACUGUCCAGCUUAUUAACAAAAUAUUGUCCCAGUUCUGCUUUAUAUGAUAAAUAUAUAACAAAAACAUA